Paraphaeosphaeria sporulosa is the source of this 924-nucleotide messenger RNA. RefSeq lists its product as uncharacterized. The record is from RefSeq and is a predicted model, not a curated record. Lineage: Eukaryota; Fungi; Ascomycota; Dothideomycetes; Pleosporales; Didymosphaeriaceae. The transcript has a single exon. Bases 1 to 924 code for a protein of 307 amino acids.
AUGGCGACGGUUUCCACAAACUUCUGGUCCAGCUUGGACACCGAAACCCCUGAGCUCCCCGCUGAGCUCCCCACCCCGGCGAACACCGUUACCCGCACAGCGUACGCAUCCAAAAUGAAAAUGCGCCAGAUGGCACUCGAGUCCGAGACCGCAUUUGAUGCCACCACCAUAGACGCCAGCACCAUGAACGAAGAUGAGGCGACCGGCAUUGGCACCAAGCCCGAGCCCGCUCGAGCCGGCGAGUCCAACACGGCAGAGGCAGCUGAAGAUGCCCAGAAAGCUGCCGAACAUAUCGCCGAGAAGAAGGCGAAGAAGGCGGCCAAGAAGCUUAGGCAGAAGCUGAAGAAGGGUGUCAUUGCCCUGGAUGCGAUGCGGCAGCACAAGGGUGAGGUCACCAACGGCGUCAAAGAUGCCCGGGGCGAGGCGUCCGGCGCUCGGGAUGGAGAUGCCGCGGCUUCUGCUAAUGGCUCUGUUGGCGAUGCGGCUCAGAGCAUCGCAUCCCAGGUCAACGCUGCCCGCCCGGUGCAAGUGCAAUCCGGUAUGGACCACGAGGAGGAAGAUUUCUUCCUCGGCGCCCUUUCCGCAUUGCACCUCCCGGAUCCCAACGAGUUGGCGAAACUUGACAAUGCUAGCACCACCUCCGACGGCCAGGAUGACGACAAUGGCCUGCCCACCAAGACUGCUGCAUCGACUUCGGUGCAAAUCGAUGCGCCUGCAGACAGCACCACAAUGUCCCGCAAGAACACCAUUGCAAACAAGCGGAAGAAGAAGAGCAAGAAGAAGGCGCGCGAAAUCAAGGCUCAGACGGAGCUUCAGGCCAAGUUGCGCAAGGAGCGCUUCGAGGCAUGGGAGGUGGGUCUGGCAGCUGUCUCCUUCGUGUGCUUUCUGACAUGGGGUUUCUAUGCGAACCUCGUUCAUUUUUGA